Tribolium madens (black flour beetle) is the source of this 4115-nucleotide messenger RNA. RefSeq lists its product as uncharacterized. Bases 404 to 2077 code for a protein of 557 amino acids. NCBI's taxonomy places the organism in Eukaryota, Metazoa, Arthropoda, Insecta, Coleoptera, Tenebrionidae. The record is from RefSeq and is a predicted model, not a curated record. The transcript is spliced from 5 exons.
CUACGUGGAUACGCGGUCGUUGAAAUCACCGAUAGUCACUUGUUUGUUGUAAAAAACCCCAAAAAUCAACCCUUCGGUGUGACAAGUGAAUGUGGAAAAGUGACAAGUGACAAAUACCCCAACUACUGCGAUUCAAAAUCGAAAAAUAGUGAUGGUGUGUGAAAUUAGUGUGGAAUUUAGGUGUGGAAAAGCCAUUGAUUGAAUGAUCGGUCCGAGAAAACAAUGCAAGUGAACGAACUUUGAUGAUUACAAUACAAUGGGAAGUGGAGGUUUGUUCCUGUGGUACUCGGAGAUGAUUUUUCACUUAACACGUGACACAAAAAUGGCGAUGAUUCGAUCGAUCUAUAGUGUGGCUCUAAAAAUUGGGACGACAUCUUGACAUGGAAAUUAGGGACCCUCCGAAAUGACGGAAUCGACUCCGAUCUGUCGAUGCCGUGUCCUCUACUUGGGCAGUUCGGUCCCCCAACAGACCAAAGACGGUCUCCAGGGCAUCCAGGAGCCCCUCCAGGAGCUCUACCCCGACCAGGGGGCCACGGGGGCGCGAGGCAUCGACAGCUGGUUGAGCGUCUGGUCCAACGGCAUUCUCCUCGAAAACGUCGACGAGAACCACAAGAAAAUCACCAGAUUUUUCCCCAUCGAAAGUCUGCAUUAUUGCGCCGCUGUCAGAUAUGUUCUAGUCCCCGAGAAAAACACUUUGCACAGUCCCAGCCCCCGUUUCCUCCCCCUCGACUCGCCAUUCGCCCGUGCGCCAAACCCCACCCAUCCCCCCCUCUUCGCCGCCAUACUCCGCCGAACCACCGGAAUUAAAGUCCUCGAAUGCCACGCCUUCAUCUGCAAACGCGAAGUGGCAGCCAAUGCGCUCGUCCGUUGCUGUUUCCACGCCUAUGCUGACUCCUCCUACGCCAAACAAGUCGACACCGCUGGGAGUAUCUACGGCACUUUGGCCUCCGACAGACUCUCCAAUAAGGACAAAGUGGAAGAAUGGAAAAUGACCCGUUCGACCUCAGGAUCAACCAUGACCAUCAAUACCAUCGGUAAUGGUAAAGAUGACGUCAGUAUCUACAACGGUGAUGAAAACCAUAAAGUAUGGGCGGGGUCUCAAGACAAUCUUGACACAAUUUACGACGUUUACGCCUCCUCGACUAUAUCCCGCCCCUCGCGGCCCCGCCAAAUCGCCCAACCAGUCGCCGUCCCCCCUCCCCCCAUCAAAGAAAAGAAGAAAAAAUCGAAAAAAUCGCAAAGUCGGGAGGAGCUCUACCCGCCCCUCACCAACGGAAAAGCCAAUAGCGUGGCUGGGACGAUGAUUAAGCCCCGCCCACAACCCCCACCCCAACCUGUUUACAUCGUCGCCCAUCCACAAACCCUCCCCAAUCCCAAAUUCUUCAAACACCAUGGCAACACAUUUUCGCACCGCCCACGAGGCAAAAUGCUCAUCCCCGCCAGGCCUAUAGCCCCGCCCCUUGUCCCCGUCGCCCCGGUCAUUAUCCCCACUACCAUACCGAAAAAACAAAAAAAGGCGAAACAUGCCAUGGAAGAACCGAUUUAUAUGCCGAGUAACCGGGCGUUAUCACCGGUGGCGAGUUACCAACCGGUUAAUUUCCCACACGAGGCCUACUUGAUGCAACAUUAUGCCACGAUGGAGUCACAAGGGAAGCAAAAGAGGCGGGACAAAGGAAAAUUGAACAAGAAAUUGGCACAAAGUAUGAAUGGAUUGGAUGACCCGAAUUUAGGACCGCCCCCAGGCGAUGAGAGUCCCUUCAACACGGGGAUUUACCGGAAAAAGGGACAUUUGAAUGAGAGGGCGUUCUCCUACUCCAUCAGACAGGAGCACAGGAGUCGCAGUUACGGCUCAUUGGCCAAUCUCAAGUUCGCCACGCCCAUCCCCAACGGUGAUGUGGAGGACCGCGAGGAUUUGAAGAAGGAGCGCGAAAUCAUGCAGAUGGUCCAGGACUUGGACCUGUCCGGCGAUGAGUUGGAGCGCUCGGAGGUGCCCCGUACCAUGUACGAGGCCCGAGGGGGCCCCCCCGGUCCCGUGAUUGUGGCCCCCCAGAUGAAUGGGCGCGGCCACCGCCGAUAGGUUUGCUCAAUUGUUUAAAUAAUACUAUUUAAAUAAGAUAACCGGUUAAGGUGGGUUUAAAAUAAUUCAGUUUUGUAUUCUUUGCAUCACAGUUCGGUUAGACUGUCUCUAAUUUACCAAAUAUUUAUUGUAUAACCUGUAAAUAGUAGUUAAACGCUCCACAAUAUCCAUGUUCUUAUCAUUAGCAAUAAAAUACGUAUUUAGUUUACUUUAAGUGCCAUUUAAUGAAUCGAAUUUUAUCAAUUUUACAUUUAUUUUUACAAGAAAAGGCAUUUCUGUAACAUAAAUUCUCUAUUUUACGUAAUUUAAGUGAAAAAAUACACAAAUUCUACACAAAUGGCGUUAUUUCACCCACAACCUACUCGCUUUCAGGCUCUUUUAAUUGGGCUAACAACAGCGCCCUCUGUUUCUCUAAUUCAGAUUCACUCAAUUCACCACUCUUGCCCUCUGACGGUCUACGACUAACGUGUUUGUCCACUGAUGGUGUCCUCUGUCCAAAAAUCAAAAAUCAAAAUCAAAUCUAAAAACUUUUAAUUGAGACAAUAUUUACAUGCCAUUAAUCAAUCAGUCAAUGAAAAUUAUUAAAUUACAAAGAAAAAAAUAAAAGACAGUCAGUGAAAACUCACAGAAGGGCUUUUUCUCUUGUGCUUCUUCUUCGAUUUCUUCUUCCUGUACUCCUCUUCGCUAUCAUCCGAAUUCGACUCACUCCUCGAUCGACGUUUCUUCUUCUUCUCACUUUCCGACUCGCUACUCGACGAUUUGUACUUUUUACUUUUCUUCUUCUUCGAUUUCUUGGAACGGGAGUGGUGGUGACUGCACGACUCCUCCAUCUCGUGUUGGAAAUCCUAGGAAUUUUCACAUUUUACAAGUUGGUACCCACAAUAAUACCAACCUUGUAAAUCUUAAUUCGGUCAUUUUCGCACGCAAAAGCUUGAUACUCGUCCUCAUUCUCAAUUUUCGACCUCACUUCAUCCCAACUCAACUCGAAAUCAAUAUUCAUCUCACGUAAGAGAUUUUUAAAAUUCAAUUCUAAUUUUUUCAUACGUUUUGACUCCUCUUUGAGUCGUUCCUUCUCCCGGGCCUCGGCCUGAAACAAUCAAGUUGCCAUGAUUAAUUUGACAGCUGUCAAAUGUCAAUUAACCUUCUCCAAUAACGAAUUAUACGUCAAUUUGACAUUUCCGGCGUCUAAUGUCGCACUUUUCUUAUCCUCACAAAUGACAGUUGCAAACUGAUCAAAAGUCGUAUCAACUCUAACCUCAAAAUUCUUCUCUUUUAAUAUUUCUUUGAUGAUUUUUUUCUCGUCAUGAAAGCGUGCUUUGAGAUCCUCGACAUAAAACUUGAAUAAAUCAAGUGGUGUUGAUCCGUGUUGUCCUAGAAACCGUCAUGUGACCACCCCCCACUACACCACGUGACUCGCUUACCCAACAUGGCGGAGAAUCGUAUAUCGGCUGAUAUGAUUGGAUACAAUUCGACCCAAAGUGACAUCGAUGUCAAUUUUCCCUCUUCGUGUAAGUGGUCCAAAAGGGCCAAAAAUUGGUCCCGGUUUUUGCGACAUUGCCGUUUUUGGCGUUUUUUUUCGCGUUCUUUCUCCUCGACGUUUUCUUUCUCUAGGACACGGAUGUGCUCCUCGAAGACGAUAAGAGCGUCCUCUUUGUCCAUGGCGAGGAGGUUAACGUCGUUUUUGAAGGCGUUGUUAGCGAGGAGGAGAACCUGAGCUUCACUCCAUGUCGUAUCAUAGUUGAUUUUUGUCAUACUGUCUAAAACUUCAGCGAGUUUUUUCAUAUUGCGUUUUUUUAAAACUUUUCCUUCCUCUUUCUCCCGUUUAGCGAGGGCGAAAACCACGUCUUCGUAGAUGUCGCGGCGGUCGGAGUCGCUCACACAACUCCACACCUGGCAAAAAAUCGAUUAUUUUUCGUAACCAAAUGAGUGUACAAAUUUUUUGUGGUUACAGAAAUUUGUUUACGCCAUUGGCAAUGAAAAAAAUUUUUUUUUUACCUCCAAAUGGGCAAACAAACUCAUCACACUUGUUUUUUUUCUC